Acaulospora colombiana is the source of this 840-nucleotide messenger RNA. The record is from the annotation of a GenBank genome assembly. NCBI's taxonomy places the organism in Eukaryota, Fungi, Glomeromycota, Glomeromycetes, Diversisporales, Acaulosporaceae.
AUGUCUCAAUACCACGAUAAGCGCAUGGCCCUUCACAGGGACCAGGAAUGUGCCUAUGCCAAUGCCCGCAUGGCGGCUAUAGCCAAUGCUCUCCAAGGAAAAUACGGGCUCAUCAGAACACACGAUGCUCUUGCUCUGAUCUUCAUCUUGACCGCAGACUGUCUGCUCAGCCCUGGUGCUAAGCGUCUUACCGCAUUCGAUAUUCACAUAUCUGCAAUUGUUUAUGCGGCUACCUCUUACCCAGGUCAAUUCUCGAUCGAGCACAGUUAUAGGAAUUUCAUUGCCUAUGAUCUCGUCGCCCUCUUUUCAUCUCCAUCGACCUUCCCAGUCGGAUCUUCUCCAAAUAUAAUCGCACCACCCGCCCAUUGGAUCAACGCCAUCAAGACGCUCGAAAAGCAAGCGGCCGAGCCUGGUCGAGGCGGUUAUGAAGCCCUCAUCAGCAUAUUUGCUGACGAUACCGCGAUAAACGCGCUCGUUAGGACUUCUAUCUCCAUGUCACCAUCUUCCAACGCUUCAGUCAAUCCGGCUGUCUAUCAAGCCUGCUCACCUCGUACGAGCAGCUUUGCACUCAUGCAUAACCCCAUGGAUAGACAUGUUUACUUGUGCUCUAAGAAGCCCGUUGAGCGUCUUCCCAUUGUGAGCCGCGAAGAACAAAGGGCCGCUUUAGGUCAAAGGGCCAACGGCGCUUCCUGGACAAAAUCCUCCUCCUUUUUUGUGUUUGUAGCCGGCUCUCCUCUCUGUAACGACCUUAAUAACGACCUCCUAACGAAAUCAACCUCCGCCAACUCUCAACAUCCUCAGGCUAUCUCAGCUCGCUCGAACCCCCCUCUACAACGACUC